AUGACCGCAGCCAUCUUCAAGCAAGUCAUGAAGCUGCCUGAUGCAAGCCAGUUCCAGAAGGAUUCCUCAUGCAUGGGCAUUGCGCAGUUUGUGGGAGGCAUCGUCAAGUUCCAGCUCACUUUCCACCAGCUGAGCUACUUUGGGGAUGAUAGAAAAGUGAGCAGCACAGCCGGCAAAAAGCUGCCAGAGGAGCUGGCAAAUUUGUCCACAACAGAGCUUGGAGAAAGGCUUCAUGGAAAGAUCAAAGAUGCAGCGCGAACCUUUUGCGAUUCCUGGCAGCUGCUACACCGAGCUACCACAAAGGACUUGCUUUACAUCGAGCAGCAGUUGGAGCUCCGCCAGGCUGCUGGCAAAAAGGAGCCUCUGGAUGAAGCCAAGCUGAAGAAGCGCUUAAGGUUUGAUGAGCUCGAGAAUGCAGUGGAAGCAAUCACCAAGGACAGCGGCCCACUCAUCAAGGAAGCUGAGCUUUACUUGCAAAAUGUCUAUCGUACCAACAAGAUUGAGAGUGACGUGCGAGCGCUACUUUGUGACAUCAACAAAACUGAAGGGCAGCUCAGUGAAAAAAAACGGAUUCUGAGAGAAAAAUUGCAGGAGAAAUCAAAACUGCAGGGUGAAUGUGCUGGGCUGGUUAAGCAGAAGGAGUUGGUUGAGGAAGGCAAGACUGGGGCAAAGCAGACCAUGCAGUAUCUUGAGAAUGAACUCAAAGCUGUGGAAGGUCGCUUGUGUGAUGCAACAAGAGAUGAGAAGAACUACACCUGGUGGAUGUUCGGCUCUUCCAGCUACGUUUGGCAGAAUGAUGUGGCACUUGCGAAGCAAAAGGUGUCACGCUUCGGGGAGCAGAAAGCCAAACUUGAGAAGGACAUUGCCGACAUGAAAAGUGGAGCUGCCGAGCCCGUGAAGCUCCUCAACGACAAGUUGACGCAGAUCACCACAAAGCACACAACUACCCAGGAGCAGCUCAAGGCGAUGGAUGCGGACCUGAAAAAGGAGUGCGAGGAGGCAGAGGAGUUGGAGAAGAAGGUUGCAGAGGACAAGAAGAAGGUGGAAGACCUCGUGCAAGGAGAGGGAAAGAAAAGUGUGAAGCACUUGUUGUUGGCGCGGCAGGCGCUCAAUGACUUUGCGCAUUCUGCCACGGCUGGGGCAGACACAGCCGGGAGUGUCUGGCAAGAUUGGUCCAGUGAGCUUCUUGCCAUCACGGGUUAUUUCGAAGAGAUCAUGGAUGCAGAGACUCUGCAGAUGCAACAGAAGGCGGUGUGGAAGAUCAAGCAGAUCCUGGGUAGGAACAAGAUCCCCCUCCUGAGCAUGAUCCAGCAGGCGAAGAGGUUUAGCCUGACCCCAGGCGCAGAGGAUUUCAACAGAUAUAACACCCUCCCAAGUCGCUUCUCGUGUUCUGUGGAGGAUAUCAUGAAAGAAUCACACGGGCCACACGCCGUGCUUGACGUGCAAGAGGUCGAUUAA
Molecule: messenger RNA, 1458 nt
Organism: Durusdinium trenchii
Lineage: Eukaryota; Dinophyceae; Suessiales; Symbiodiniaceae
Source: the annotation of a GenBank genome assembly